CAGCAGGCCCCAACAACAUCAUGGUGUGUUUCCUGUCAUGUCUGGGUAUCACAAACAAACACAAACGCCGCAAGUCCAGCAAGAAAAUCCAACCAACAUUCAACAAGGUAGCUGGGAAGUACACACCUCUAGACUGUAGAAUACCAGAUGAACCACAUUCACAAACCAGCAGGAAUACAAGGAAAGACUCACAGGCUCUUAAGGUCAAGAAAAAAGUGAGCUUUAAUUUGAAUGUCCAGAUCUAUGAGCCUUUGCGCCAAGAGUCGAUUAAUUAUGAUUUUUCAUCGGACGGCCUAGAGAAGCUGGAUUCGGAGUACCCUUCAGAUUAUAGGUACUAUAGUUGCAGGGAUAGUUUUGAUGAUGAUGUUGAUGAUGACAUAAGGCUUGAUGAAAGUGAUCUUGAAGAAGAAGAAAUUGAUGAAGAAGAAGAUGGUUUUGGAAAUGAGAAUGAAUUGAUAUUAGGCCAAGGAGACAAUGGCAGGACUAGAAGUAGUGAGUAUUUGGAUUGUGUGCUAAAACCAGUUGAAAACCUCACACAGUGGAAAGCAGUGAAGGGAAUCAGUUUGAAAAAGAACCAGAAGGAGAAUAUUAGAGGAAGAGAUGAAGAAGGUGAAAAGCCUUCAAUUCCAAAUCCAGUUUCAGAUCCUUUGAAAUGCAAACAACAUCAAAACAAGAGGAUACCCCUUCAGGUCGAUGCUAGUCUCUCAAACUGGUUGAUAUCAGCAGAAAAUAAGCCACUGUGUGCCUAGCUAUUUCCUUUGUGGCUGUUCUUCUUCUUCUUUUUGCAAUUUUUGUUACUCCAUUUAUUGAUUCUUUUCUUUAUUGUUGCUUGCAAGUGUGAUAUUGUAAUAUGCACCAUUUUUUUAUUUGUAUUUGUUCUAAUUAAUUGCUGUUAACUACGGAGUAUUACACUGUGAUGUGCCACUUUAUUAGUACCUACAUUGUAAUUGUAAUAUGCACCUUUAGAAUGUCCCCUUUUGUUAAAUUUAAGUUGCUUGGACCGUUAAAUGUAAA
Cuscuta epithymum is the source of this 1014-nucleotide messenger RNA. The record is from the annotation of a GenBank genome assembly. NCBI's taxonomy places the organism in Eukaryota, Viridiplantae, Streptophyta, Magnoliopsida, Solanales, Convolvulaceae.